GGUAGUCAGGCUUUACAUAAUGUUGGGACCCAUCUCUGCUGGAAGGCGUUUGUCACACCAUGUAUGUUUUGAGCAGAGCAGAAACAAGGAUGAGAGGGCCUAAUGUGCUUGGGAGAGGUCGGCAUCAGAUGCUGUUGGCGCUCUGUUGGCUGUUUUUGGUUGUGACGAGGAGCGGAGCAGUCUCCAGAUGUGUGGACCGUGCCUGUAGCCCACCAAUCGGGAACUUGGCUAGUGGCAGGACCCUCUUCACCCAAUCAAGUUUCCCCGAGGACACCCACCCAUCCGCUCACAUGACGGAUGACCCUUUCUUGCAUCCGGAUACCUGGUGGGCGUCGGGAGCAAGCGAUGCCAUACAUGGGCAGCAGGAUGAGAUCCGGUUGGAACUGGAAACACAGUUCUGUCUGUCCCAUGUAGUUUUGGUGUUCAGGUCACCACGGCCUGCUGCCAUGGUCGUUGAGCGUUCAGCUGACUUUGGAAACACCUGGGAAGCUCUGAAGCUUUUUGCGCACAAUUGCAGCAUGGAGUUUGGUUUGCCUGAUGAUUUGACUCAGCUAGGCUCUUUGUGUACAUCCCGUUAUACCAGUGCUACACCCUGCAGCAGGGGGGAGGUAAUAAUACGGACACUUGACCCCAGCAGUGGUAAAACACUGGACCCUUACAGUCCAGAGGCCCUCGCCCGCCUCACCCUCACUAACCUCCGCAUCAGACUGCUGAAAGCUCAGACCUGUCCGGCAUCUCCAAAUCCCCCCGCCGAGUUGACAAGCCCCACAGCCUCAGCUCUGACUUCAACAUCCACCAGAGAAAGCCCAGUUUCAGCACCUUAUGCCAUUUAUACUUUACUGGCCAGAGGGACCUGCCUGUGCCAUGGACACGCUGAGUACUGUUUACCAUACAACAGCAGCCAAGACACAAUACAGCACAGUAACAUGGUGCCUGGUAGGUGCCUAUGUACUCACCAUACAGCGGGGGAUCACUGUGAGAAGUGUGCCCCGCUCUACAACGAUCGUCCAUGGAGGCCUGCCAACAGCAGCAGCGGGGAGUCCAACCCAUGCCAGAAGUGCCAGUGCCACGGUCACGCAGACAGCUGUCACUUCUCUCAGCGGGCAUGGCUUUCCUCCGGUGGAACCAGUGGGGGUGUUUGUGAUGACUGCAGACACAACACUGUUGGGCGCAAGUGCAGGCGCUGUCGCCACGGCUACCACCGUCACCCAUCCAUGCCCCUCAACUCCCCCCACGCCUGCACACGCUGCUGGUGUGAUCCACAGGGCUCUUUGCCUACUCGUCCCGGAGAGGAGGGACCCUGGUGCCACCCCAGAAGCGGGCAGUGCCACUGCAAAUCUGGUGUAGGCAGCACAAGCUGCAGCCACUGCUUGCCAGGCUAUUGGGGUUUUGGAGAGGAGGGCUGUAAACCCUGCGCCUGCCCUCAUAGCUGUGAUCCAACCACUGGGCAGUGUCUGGACAGCUACUCAAAUAAUCAGGUGUUCAAUGUGCCCGUUGGUGGAAAAAUCCCUGAUCUGGAUCACAUGUUCACAAUAGAAGAAGAGGUACAGUGGUCGAAGGAGCUUGCGGUCUCUGCUCUGCAUUACACAGGAAAGUGUAGCUGUAAGGAGAAAAAGCUGAGAAGUGCAUCUGACCUCUGUAAGAUCAAACAUGAUUAUGUGAUCAAGGCCAGUGUGCUGUCUGCUCACGACAAAGGCAGCCACGCAGAAGUGCAGGUCAAAGUUCGCAAGGUUCUUCGAUCAGGCAAAGUGGCACUCUACUUGGGAACCAUCAGCAUCUACCCUCUGUCCUGGACCAGCCGCGGCUGCACAUGUCCUAUUCUAAACCCAGGUAUGGAGUACCUGCUGGCAGGCCCAGAGGAGGCUGGGACAGGCCGUCUACUGGUCACCAUGCAGAGUGUGGUGGUCCCAUGGACACCACGACUGGGUUUACUUAUAUCAGAGGGUCUGAGGAAUGGAUGUACGUGAAUAUAAAUACAAAAAAAGU
Messenger RNA from Anoplopoma fimbria (sablefish), 1986 nucleotides. Its product is annotated as netrin-4. The record is from RefSeq and is a predicted model, not a curated record. Bases 60 to 1967 code for a protein of 635 amino acids. Lineage: Eukaryota; Metazoa; Chordata; Actinopteri; Perciformes; Anoplopomatidae. The transcript has 10 exons. Gene Ontology annotation, molecular function: protein binding. Gene Ontology annotation, cellular component: laminin trimer. Gene Ontology annotation, biological process: substrate adhesion-dependent cell spreading; basement membrane assembly; cell migration.